AUGGAUGACGGACUCAGACGGAUCAUCGAACUCAUCGAGUCAAAGAAGAAGCCAUCUCUUCCAUGGAAGCGACAAGAACGCUACGAUCAACCCUGUUACUCUUUCUCUCCGCAACGCGCCUCAUGGGAGGAGACAUGGCCGUCCAAAGUCCCGUCCGCCGAAGCCAUAUCGUCCUCCAAGUUCACGAUCAUUUCAUGGAACAUCGACUUCAUGCUUCCUCACCCAGACGAGAGGAUGCGCGCGGCACUCAAGCACCUGGAUACUCAAGUCAACUCGCAUUCCAGCCCGAGUAUAAUCAUGUUGCAAGAGAUGCUGCAGUCCGAUCUCGACCUCAUCCAGGCUCAGCCUUGGGUUCGUGACGAAUACCGCAUGACCGACAUAGACACCAAGUAUUGGGAAUCAGGUCACUACGGCACCUGUACGCUCAUCCCGAAAGUCUGGCCAGUCUCUGCCGUGUUCCGCGUGCACUACGAGCCGACGGUCAUGGAGCGAGACGGUCUUUUCGUUGAUCUGGACUUCGGUUGUAACCGCACCAUCCGAAUCUGCAAUACCCAUCUGGAAUCGUUGGUCGCCGAUCCACCAAAGCGACCACAUCAGCUGGCCGAGGUGGCCAAGUUCAUGCAUGAUCUGUCAAUCAGUGGCAGCGUCCUGGGAGGAGACCUCAAUGCCAUCCAGGAUUUUGACCGAAGCUUGCACACGGACAAUGGCCUCCAAGAUGCAUACCUAACCUUAGGGGGAAAGGAGGACAGUGACGACGGAUAUACCUGGGGACAGAUGGCAGCAGUCAGACAGAGAGAAAUGUUUGGAUGUAGUCGGAUGGACAAGUUGAUCUUCUGCGGUCAGCUGGAAUGCGAGAAGUUUGAAAGGUUUGGUCUCGGUGUCGAAGUCGAAGAAAAGCAUGUGAAGAAGGCCUUGGUCGAGGACAGUGGUCUGGAGAAAGGAUAUGUGACGGACCAUGCGGGCGUCAAGGCAAAGUUCAGCAUGAUCGAACAGGAGGCCCAAGACACCCUCAAGGCCAUGCGAGCAUAG
Capronia coronata CBS 617.96 is the source of this 1029-nucleotide messenger RNA. RefSeq lists its product as uncharacterized. Lineage: Eukaryota; Fungi; Ascomycota; Eurotiomycetes; Chaetothyriales; Herpotrichiellaceae. Gene Ontology annotation, molecular function: 5'-tyrosyl-DNA phosphodiesterase activity; single-stranded DNA binding. The transcript has a single exon. The record is from RefSeq and is a predicted model, not a curated record. Gene Ontology annotation, biological process: double-strand break repair. Bases 1 to 1029 code for a protein of 342 amino acids. Gene Ontology annotation, cellular component: cytoplasm; PML body.